Molecule: messenger RNA, 660 nt
Organism: Ochlerotatus camptorhynchus
Lineage: Eukaryota; Metazoa; Arthropoda; Insecta; Diptera; Culicidae
Exons: 5
Coding region: 1-660 (219 amino acids)
Source: RefSeq, a predicted model, not a curated record
AUGGAGGAGCAAAUACGAAAGCCUGCAAGACCAACAGAUAUCCAGAAUAUGGACUGGGUACCUUCAUUAGAACUACCUGGAUCGUACAGUGGCAGCGACUUUGAUUCGCUUAGUUUGUGGUCGAGUUCCUCAGCUUCGAAACGAUCUUGUAGAUCGGUGCAGGCUGGAUCGUUGAACAACAUCGACGAAACAAUGUCUUCCAUGUCGACACAAAACAACGAAAUGCUAUUUCGUCACCGGAGGCACCUGGAUUUUGUGUUUAGAGACAUUGAAGCUGAUGAUGUACUAAAAUCCGACCUUGUAUCAAAUGAUGAAAAAUCGACACUGAAUGCAUCCGUAUUUCGCACUGAAAUUGGCGUGCAAGUUGGAGAAAGGUGCUUUUCAUCGGAAACAUUUAAUCAGUACUACAAGGAAAUGAUGCGUCUACAGGAGCAUUGUUAUAAAUUGGAUACCCAAUUAUCCCUGGCCAAUAGGGGAAUAGAGUUUUUAGUAGAUGAUGCCAAGUGUAAUUACUAUACCUGGAUUGAAAAACUAUCCGUAUUCACUAAACUCUACGAGUUUCUGAAACCAUCACUCGAUGAACCAUACUGCAGGUUCAGCCAGGAUCAAAUACUGAUCAUGACCUUGACAAAGUUAAGACUCAACAGCAUUGGCCCAUGA